UAAUUAUUAAAAUAAAAUUAGGCGUCUUCUCUAUUUGUGUGUUUACUUGCUGAUUGAUGGAGGAACAUGGUGAAGCUCCUCAACCUUAACCUUCCAUCAUAUUCUAAAUUAGUGUCAUUCUCACAUCCUCUAACAAGGCCUUUCUUAUCCCAACGCAACGCCUCCACCAUCACCACCAUGUCCAUAAACCUACGCUCACACGCCUUCGCGGGUAACCCUUUGAGAUCCCGAAUUCCAAACCGGGUCGACCCGUUUUCGCCCACAGCGGCAUUGGAGACCCUCAAGAGCCGAAUUCUAGAGCACACGAAUCAGUCCCUUUCGCCGAGUUUCAAGGUGUUGCCUUUCAGAAACGGAAGGCCGUUGGCGUCUUCGGUGAAUGGGGACACGUGGCAUCUGGGUUGGAUCGGUUUGGGGGAACUGAAGGGGUUACUGGGCGCGGGCGCUGAGUUGAGCGGUGACUCGUUCGUGUAUUUGGGUUCUGACUCGGAGGAAGAUUCUGUUUACUGGGCGAUUGAUGUUUCGGGGGAGCGUGGGUUGGGUGACAUGCGUAUGUGUUUUGUGGAGCUGAGGACGCUCAUGGUGGCUACCGAUUGGGUUGAUUUGAAUGCAAUGGGUAACUUGGCUGUUGCUGGUCAUGCCAGGGCACUUCUAGAAUGGCAUAAUAUAUCACGAUUUUGUGGACAUUGUGGAGAGAAAACAGUUCCCAUGGAAGCUGGGAGGCGGAAACAGUGUUCGAGUGAGUCGUGCAAAAAGAGGAUAUAUCCACGAGUUGACCCGGUAGUCAUUAUGCUAGUAAUUGAUAGAGAGAAUGAUCGGGCCCUUUUGAGUAAACAAUCAAGAUUUGUGCCUAGAAUGUGGAGCUGCUUAGCAGGGUUUAUAGAGCCAGGAGAAAGCUUGGAGGAGGCUGUGAGAAGAGAAACAUUGGAGGAGACUGGUAUUGAAGUGGGAGAAGUUGUAUAUCAUAGUUCUCAGCCAUGGCCUGUUGGACCAAAUAGCAUGCCAUGUCAGCUGAUGGUUGGGUUCUUUGCCUAUGCGAAAUCUCUUGAAAUAAAUGUGGACAAAGAAGAGUUAGAAGAUGCCCAGUGGCACAGUAGAGAAGAUGUAAGAAAAGCUCUGACAUUUGCUGAAUACAAGAAGGCCCAAAAAACUGCAGCAGCAAAGGUAGAACAAAUGUGUAAGGGAGUAGAAAAAACUCACAGCUUGGCAACAGAUUUCAAUGUGGAAAGUGGUGAACUGGCUCCAAUGUUUGUUCCUGGACCCUUUGCAAUAGCCCAUCAUCUUAUUUACUCUUGGGCAUUCCCAGAUCAAAAUGUAAAUAGCGAUGAAUGCCCUUCAAAACAACCUAGUGGUUCUGUGUCAAGUUUGUAGGACAAAAAUUAUUUUCAAGGCAUCUUUGGUUGUAAAGCUUAUUUUAUUAUCGAUACUUAUCUCGCAAAAGUGAAGGGUGUUCCGUGCAUAGAUGAAUUCUCGUAUCAAAUUGUUGUGAAGAUUCUGCAGACCUAGAAUUAAAGAGAUCAACCUUCCAUUUUCAUAUUAAACUUAUGUUCUAUAAUAUUAUUCAUCAUAAUACUGACUGCAUUCUGCUAAUGUUACAUUUUCUUG
This is a messenger RNA of Abrus precatorius (Indian licorice), 1602 nucleotides long. RefSeq names its product nudix hydrolase 19, chloroplastic-like. The coding region runs from base 67 to 1368 and encodes 433 amino acids. Gene Ontology annotation, cellular component: cytosol. Lineage: Eukaryota; Viridiplantae; Streptophyta; Magnoliopsida; Fabales; Fabaceae. Gene Ontology annotation, molecular function: NADH pyrophosphatase activity; metal ion binding. The record is from RefSeq and is a predicted model, not a curated record. Gene Ontology annotation, biological process: NAD+ catabolic process; NADP+ catabolic process. The transcript has 6 exons.